AUGUUUCCCACAAAAAUUUUAUUUCUGAAAGGGGUUAUGCCCUCAUCUCUGUUUAGAUGUUAUUUAGGAACAGGCAAUAAAUUUACUUUUCUUCAGCAAAUUAAGUUUAUUUCAACAUCUUCAUUCAAGCCAAAUUUAUUUAUUUUGCGGAGGCCAAACAAUAAUUUUUUCAAAAUAAAUUUUCAACAAAAUAAUGCCUAUUUUUCUUCGUCUCCAAAACAACCUAGUUGGGUUCAACGAUUUUUAUCAAAAUUCGAAUCUGACUCAACAGCUGUUUAUUAUAUUUCAGGAAUUGCUGUAAUAAUGCUUGGAUUGUCUUUUGCGUUUAUUCCAUUUUUUCGUAUUCUUUGCGAAACGACUUCUUUUAAUGGGGUUGCACAAAUAGCUAGAAAUCUUAAUAAAAUUGCUACUAUGGAAAAAGUGGAUGAUUGUCUAAUUCGUGUCCAAUUUAAUGCUGAUGUCCCCUCUUCAAUGCAAUGGAAAUUUAAACCACUUCAAGAUGAAAUUUAUGUUAGUCCGGGAGAGACGGCACUUGCAUUCUUUACUGCCUAUAAUCCAACAAAUAAGCCAAUUGUUGGAAUUAGUACAUACAAUUUAUCACCGUUCCAGGCUGCAUAUUAUUUUAAUAAGAUUCAAUGUUUUUGUUUUGAUGAACAAAUCCUCAAUCCCGGAGAGGAAGUUGAUUUGCCAGUGUUUUUCUACAUUGAUCCAGAUUUUGUCAACGAUCCUUUGUUGGAGGAUGUUACCAAUUUAUUGCUAUCAUACACAUUCUUUGAAUCCGGAUCCGAUUUAAAACUUCCUUCGCCGUUUGAUCCGAAUAAUCGACCGUUAAAUAAAUCUCUUCAAAAGUUUGAGGAAAAAGAGAAAAAGACAGGAUCUUUAUUGGAAUCAGUUAAUGCUAUUGCCUAG
Molecule: messenger RNA, 909 nt
Organism: Meloidogyne enterolobii
Lineage: Eukaryota; Metazoa; Nematoda; Chromadorea; Rhabditida; Meloidogynidae
Source: the annotation of a GenBank genome assembly